Messenger RNA from Zasmidium cellare ATCC 36951, 894 nucleotides. RefSeq lists its product as uncharacterized. The record is from RefSeq and is a predicted model, not a curated record. Lineage: Eukaryota; Fungi; Ascomycota; Dothideomycetes; Mycosphaerellales; Mycosphaerellaceae. The transcript has 2 exons. Bases 1 to 894 code for a protein of 297 amino acids. Gene Ontology annotation, molecular function: protein binding.
AUGUCCACAGACGAUCUCUUCAUUCUAUCCCUUGCCCACGAGCUGAUCCUCGCGAUUGCCAGCUAUCUCAACCUUCGAGACCUGGAGUCGCUGAAUCAGAGUUGUCGCGAUAUGCGCCGAAUCACUUUCGACGCCUAUCAUGACGCCGCACAGAACAGCAGCGUCGUCGCUAUCUUCCUAGCAAGUGGCGGUCUACGAUAUGAACGUCGAAAACUACUCCGCUUCGCUUGCCAGCGAGAAGUCGCGAACCGCCACGAAACCAUAAGCUGUCUCUACUGGAACUUUACUUGUACUCCUGAAUGGACCCCUGGCUCUCUGCGAAAAGCUGCCGAGGCUGGUAUUGCGACGAGAUGGUCUGCAGUGACAACGUUCGAUCUGGACUCGGCUGAGACAGCCUGGAUCGAAGGUACAACGCUUGGGACGCUCAAGCGGAGCGACGGGCUGGUCACAUAUAAGGAGAGCUCAACCCGAUCGACAAUCACUCUCCAUGACGCAGCCCUUGUCCCUAAUCCAGACAUCACCAAGCCAGCUCAAAAAAUCUUGAGCAGAGGUUCACUGCGUUGGUUCCGUGAGUAUCUCAGAAAGCAUACACCGCGCGAGUGCGAGAUCAUCUGGCCAAACGACGAGACGGCAUCCGACUUGUUGAGCCUCCCUAAAUUGCCAGGAGCGACUAAGAGUCUAACCAUUCGCAACAUGAGGAAGCUGUUCAAUGAACCAGUACGCCUCAAAGCAAACCAGACGCCACGGGUGGAAUCUCUGAUUCGCAAACUGAAAAUGUUGGAGACCCUCUACAUCGAGCCGAAAUCCUGUCCUAAGUUGGAUUUGAAGGCUCUGCGCACAUGGAAGGUCAAGAUUCUCGAGCUCGAUGAGGGAACAGCAGAAGUAGCCAAAUGA